CUCGGCCCUCGGCCCAGGCGCACCCCGCGUCCGCUGACUCACCCCGCGUCCAUUCGCAGGCGCGCGAGAUCGAUCCGUGUGCCUCCCGCGUCCUCUGGCACAACGCACCAUGCGGGUCCUCAUCUUUUGCGUCGGCACCCGAGGUGACGUCGAGCCCUUCAUCGCGCUGGCGCGGGCGGCUGAGGCAGCCGGGCACGACGCUUUGGUCUGUUCGACGCAUGAGCACGAGGACCUCUGCGCACGUUCCAAGGUCUCGUUUGCGUCCGUCGGCGAGUCCAUCGCAGAUGAUCCAGAGAUGUUCAAGAUCGCUUCGACAUCUCUGGCCGCAUUCGAGGCGGGGAAGAUCACUGCCGCCGAGAUGCAGAAGCAGCAAAUGGCCAUGCUGACGACCGUCCUCGGUCGCGUCAGCCUUCCGCAUUCACGGGCCCUCAUGGCGAUUCUGGACGCCGCGGCCUCGGAAGGAAAGCCUUUCGACCUCGCGAUCGCAACCAUACUCGGCCACCGGAGUAUUCAGCCGCACCUUGAAGCUCGUAACCUCGUCUUCUACCACCUGCCGAUGCAAGGAAGGGCGGAGGGCUUCCUCGGCUCGAACCUGAUGUGGUGGUAUCGCAAGGCCAUAUGGGGCGCAUUCCAGCGACUAGUGUGGGGCGCAUUCCUCGAGAAGAAUGUCAACGAGAGUCGCACGCUCGCGGGCCUUGACACGCUGUCGUACGUCAGCGAGUACUAUGCGCGCAUGCACCGCGCGCCGACGAUUCUGGGCUAUCUUGAGGAGCUCACGCCGACGCCAUACCCGCCAAAAACGAAUGAGCUACGCGACGUGCGCGCACAGGGCGUCUUGAUGCUCGACGACCACGCCCGAUCGAAGCGCGAGGCGCUACCCGCCGACCUCGAGGCUUUCCUCGCAGCAGGGCCACCUCCCGUUUACAUUGGCUUUGGCUCGAUGCGCCUCGCCGCGCGCCACGUGACGAUGGUCGUGCUGCAGGCCGUGAAGCAGGCGGGCGGGCGCUGCGUGCUCGCGGCCGGCUGGGCGGAGCUUGGCACGCAUCAGCUCGACCCGGCGUCUGAUGGCACCGCAGAGCUGCUCAGCUUCGCCAAGUCGAGCGUCUUCGAGAUUUCGAGCGUCGACCACCGGAUGCUGCUCCCGCGGUGCGCGAGCGCCGUCUGCCAUGCGGGCGCGGGCACGUUUGCCGCGGUCCUCCUCGCGGGCAUCCCGAUCAUCGCGUGCCCGUUUGCGUUCGAUCAAUUCGGUUUCGCGCGUGCGGGCGUCGGCGCCGGUGUAUCGCCUGGCUUCGCGCCACUCGGCCGACGUGCUUGCAGAUCUCAUCCUCAAGGCGGCCGCCGAGCGGCCGCAGAUGGAGCCCAAUCUCAAGCGCAUCCAGGCGGCCAUGUCGCCGCCCGAUCGAACCGCCAAGGCCGCCGUCGCCGCCAUGGUGGACGUCCUGCGUGAGCACAAGGAGGAGUCGAUGUGGACGCGGCCCGUGCCCGAGGAUAUACAGCCGAUCCGCUUCAGCAUGGGGGACGCCAUGUCCAUGUGCCUGUCGCGUUGAGGCCAACUCGACCACGGGCGGCACGGUCAUGAUGUGCCGGAGCUCAGCCCGCGCGGGCGAUGGAUGGCAUGCUCUUGUCUCGCUCCUAUAGCAGAAUCCAGAAACAGUAGGGGGAGGGCUCCCAGGGCUUGGAGGAUUUUUCAGUUGCAACCAUUUCGAGAUCCACACACUCCCUAUUGCUAUAGCCUAUACCC
Emiliania huxleyi CCMP1516 is the source of this 1741-nucleotide messenger RNA. RefSeq names its product glycosyltransferase, family 28. Bases 110 to 1447 code for a protein of 445 amino acids. Gene Ontology annotation, molecular function: hexosyltransferase activity. The transcript has 3 exons. Gene Ontology annotation, biological process: carbohydrate metabolic process. NCBI's taxonomy places the organism in Eukaryota, Haptophyta, Isochrysidales, Noelaerhabdaceae. The record is from RefSeq and is a predicted model, not a curated record.